AUGGGGUUCCGCCCGAGCCGCCCCAGGGAGCGACGCGGGGGAAGGGUUUACUUUUCUAUCUGUCUCUUCAAGAAAAAAAACACGAAGAUCGAGCUUUCAGUCAUCGACAGAAGCAUCGAAGGAAUUGAGCUUGGGUCAGUUGUGUCCAUCUCUAAAGCUAUUGAGGUGCUCUCAGAUGGAAAUCUAGUUUUCAGAAAGAUUGCUGAUCACCUGAACAAAGUGGCUUCACCAUUUGUUCGGAACACUGCAACCAUAGGUGGAAACAUAAUGAUGGCACAAAGGUUGCCAUUCGAAUCGGACAUUGCAACCGUGCUCCUAGCUGCAGGUUCGACAGACACAAUCCAGGUGGCUUCCAAAAGGCUGUCCUUCACUUUGGAGGAGUUCUUGGAGCAACCUCCAUGUGAUUCUAGGACCCUGCUGUUGAGUAUAUUCAUUCCACAUUGGGGUUCAGAUGAUGUCACCUUUGAGACUUUCCGAGCAGCCCCUCGUCCAUUUGGAAAUGCUGUCUCAUAUGAUAUAUGCCUGGCAUUUGGUGCCUACGGAGUCGAUCAUGCCAUCAGAGCUAAGAAGGUUGAGGCUUUCUUGAAGGGAAAAUCACUGAGCUCAUUUGUCAUACUUGAGGCAAUUCAACUACUCAAAGAUACCGUUUCACCAUCAGAAGACACUACACAUCGUGAAUAUAGGAUCAGCUUGGCUGUCAGUUUCUUGUUCAAUUUCCUAUCUUCCCUUGCCAACAGUUCGAAUGCACCAUCAAAUAUUGAUACUCCCACCGGGUCAUAUACUAAUGGAACUACAAAUGGUAGCACUGUGGACUCACCUGAGAAGCAUCUUAAGGUUGACAGCAAUGAUUUACCAAUACGUUCAAGACAAGAAAUGGUUUUCAGCGAUGAGUACAAGCCUGUUGGCAAGCCGAUCAAGAAAGUCGGGGCAGAGAUCCAAGCUUCAGGGGAGGCUGUGUAUGUUGACGAUAUCCCUGCUCCCAAGGAUUGCCUCUAUGGAGCAUUUAUCUACAGCACACAUCCUCAUGCUCAUGUGAAAAGUAGCAACUUCAAAUCAUCCUUGGCUUCACAGAAGGUCGUCACAGUUAUAACAGCAAAGGAUAUUCCAAGCGGUGGAGAAAAUAUUGGAAGCAGCUUCCUGACGAUUCUAGGAGAUGAACCACUAUUUGCGGAUCCAAUCGCUGAAUUUGCUGGUCAAAAUAUUGGUGUUGUGAUUGCUGAAACACAAAAGUAUGCUUAUAUGGCUGCAAAGCAAGCUGUUGUUGAGUAUAGCACAGAAAAUCUGCAGCCACCAAUUCUGACAAUAGAAGAUGCCAUCCAAAGAAACAGCUACAUCCAAUUUCCCCCAUUUUUAGCUCCAAAGCCAGUUGGUGACUACAACAAAGGGAUGUCUGAAGCUGACCACAAGAUUCUAUCAGCAGAGGUAAAACUUGAAUCCCAGUACUACUUCUACAUGGAAACUCAAGCAGCACUAGCAAUUCCUGAUGAAGAUAACUGCAUUACAAUCUAUUCCUCGACACAAAUGCCCGAGCUCACACAAAGUUUGAUAGCAAGGUGCCUUGGCAUUCCAUUUCACAAUGUCCGAGUCAUCAGCAGAAGAGUAGGAGGCGGCUUUGGUGGAAAGGCAAUGAAAGCAACGCAUACAGCAUGUGCACGUGCCCUUGCUGCCUUCAAGCUGCGGCGUCCAGUUAGGAUGUACCUCGAUCGCAAGACCGACAUGAUAAUGGCUGGAGGGAGACAUCCAGUGGAGGCGAAGUACUCUGUUGGGUUCAAGUCAGAUGGCAAGAUCACAGCCUUGCACCUUGAUCUUGGAAUCAAUGCUGGAAUAUCAGCAGAUUUUAGUCCAAUAAUGCCACGUGCUAUCAUAGGAGCUCUCAAAAAGUACAACUGGGGCACUCUUGAAUUUGACACCAAGGUCUACAAGACAAAUGUCUCAUCAAAGUCAGCAAUGCGAGCUCCUGGAGAUGUGCAGGGCUCUUUCAUCGCUGAAGCCAUCAUGGAGCAUGUUGCCUCGGUGCUCGCACUAGACACUAACACUGUCAGGAGGAAGAACCUUCAUGAUUUUGAAAGCCUUCAAGUUUUCUCUGGAGAAAGUGCCGAAUACCAGCACAGGGCUGCAAUGAUUCAGCACUUUAAUAGCAGCAAUAAAUGGAAGAAACGCGGCAUUUCUUGUGUGCCAGCCACUUAUGAGGUUAAUCUUCGACCAACUCCAGGCAAGGUAUCGAUCAUGAAUGAUGGUUCCAUCGCCGUUGAGGUUGGAGGAAUUGAGAUAGGCCAAGGAUUGUGGACUAAGGUCAAGCAGAUGACAGCGUUCGGAUUGGGACAGCUGUGCCCUGAUGGUGGCGAAUGCCUUCUGGACAAGGUUCGGGUUAUCCAGGCAGACACAUUAAGCCUGAUCCAAGGAGGUUGGACAGCUGGGAGCACCACUUCUGAAACUAGCUGUGAAGCGGUUCGACAAUCAUGUGCUGUACUCGUUGAGAGGCUGAAGCCUAUCAAGGAGAGUCUCGAAGCUAAGUCCAACACCGUGGAAUGGAGUGCCUUGAUUGCUCAGGCAAGCAUGGCGAGUGUGAACUUAUCAGCACAGGCAUACUGGACUCCUAAUCCAUCUUUCACAAACUACAUGAACUAUGGAGCUGGCACCAGCGAGGUGGAAGUUGAUGUCCUGACAGGAGCGACCACAAUUCUGCGAAGUGACCUUGUGUACGACCGCGGGCAAAGCCUAAACCCUGCUGUGGACUUGGGCCAGGACUACAAGACGAACUCCGACGGCUUGGUCAUCCACGACGGCACAUGGACGUACAAGAUCCCCACGGUGGAUAAUAUCCCCAAAGAGUUCAAUGUUCAGAUGUUUAAUAGCGCCCGUGACAAGAAGCGUAUCCUGUCUUCAAAAGGCAAGCAUCUCCUCACAAUGUUUCAUUUCACCCCCCGCUCAACAUUCAUGCAAUCAUCCAGACAUUCUCAGUUUAUGAUAACCGCUUAUGAAAAGAAAAAAAAAACUUGGCAUACCGCGGACUUGUUUGCAGCUUCGGGCGAGCCGCCGCUUCUUCUCGCGGCCUCGGUGCACUGCUCGAUGAGGGAGGCCAUCAGGGCGGCGAGGAAGGAGUUCUCGGUCAGCACCGGCCCCGCGAACUCCGCCGUCACGUUCCAGAUGGACGUGCCGGCGACGAUGCCCGUCGUCAAGGAGCUCUGCGGCCUGGACGUCGUGGAGAGGUACCUCGAGAGCGUGUCUGCCGCCGGUGCCGGCCCAAACGCGACGAAAGCAUAG
Molecule: messenger RNA, 3264 nt
Organism: Miscanthus lutarioriparius
Lineage: Eukaryota; Viridiplantae; Streptophyta; Magnoliopsida; Poales; Poaceae
Source: the annotation of a GenBank genome assembly